This is a messenger RNA of Haliotis rubra (blacklip abalone), 4754 nucleotides long. RefSeq lists its product as uncharacterized. The transcript has 3 exons. The record is from RefSeq and is a predicted model, not a curated record. Bases 1045 to 2424 code for a protein of 459 amino acids. NCBI's taxonomy places the organism in Eukaryota, Metazoa, Mollusca, Gastropoda, Lepetellida, Haliotidae.
UCCGGUGCAUAAACAAGGCUUAUGAUUGCAGUAAUAAUUUAGAUAAUUGCACCGUUUUAGCACAUUUUUGGCCUAUAGGAACAUGCGCAAAGGGAUCAUUAUGCAGCAUACAACAUAUCAUCUUACUUAAGAGAAGUAUAAAAUGUGCUUCAACUCUUAAGAUAAUAAGUGUAACUUAUCUUCCAAGGAAUGUUGAACACUCAAGCAAUGGAGAAAGAUUAUUCUGUUCAGUUCUUCUCAACUUUUAUUGCAAAUCUUCAAAAACUUUGCCAAGCUUAUAUUAAGUUUGAUAGAAAUAUUGAAGUUAGUGGCUAUGUUUGUGUUGAAAUAGACAAUUCUAAGAAAGAACGUUACGUGCUGAGUGAACUUGUCCAAAACUGUGGCAGUGUUGUAAGUGAGAGCUACUGCACAAAGGUUUUUCGCACUUUGCCACCAUUACCAUCAGCAAGUCAGAAGUCAGCAUCACAGAAUGAUCCAGAGUCUUGGUCAGUGAAUACACCAGCACCUGCAGACAAACCCAGGCACAAGAUAUCUCAGGAACGAAGAGGCAGCAUCUCUAGCAAUAAAUCCAUUGAAAGUUUAACAGACAUCCGAGAAUCAGAAAAUGGUUCUGUUUCUAACUAUAGCUCAGAUGGCACAGAGAACCUGCGUGUCACAUCAGGGCAGCGAUCAAAACGAACGUCUUUUGACCCCGACAAAGAAACAGCAUUCGAAUGUCCUGGGAUGCUGCACAGAGAUUGUCUCAGGAGAUCCAGUCCAGGACAUGCUCAGAUUCAGGUCGCAGCUGGCAUCAGGUACAGAGACGAGACAGCCUACCGAGUUUCGCUCACAUAUCCAACCGAGGCCGGAGCAGCAGCAGUACCAGCCUGGCCAGUCCCUCGGACACUCCUGUAGACCUGGAGUCAGUCAAGGUGGAGGGCUCAAGCACCAGGCAGUCUUGUGUUCAGGCCAAAAAGCCAUCCCACCAGCCCCACAGAUCAUGGGGAGGGAUUUAGUCAAGUUGUGCCAGUGGGCAUCCAUGCUAAUCUCUCCAGUCUCGGUCAUAUGGUGGAGGCAUUUGCAGCAUCAAGAUCAGCAAUAGCUCAGCCCGCCCACAGUUCUGAAGACAGAUUCUCGCGCCCCAGUGUCUCAGCAAGUCUCUCCCCUUGUGUUCACUCCCAAGUCCCCAUGGACACCUCCUUGGUGAGGAGCCGUGGUGCGUCGGUCUCCUCCAGUCGCAGUCAGCAGGAGGUGUUCAUGCAGAUGCUGCCUCAAGGUUACGGUCAGUCCAGCAGCAGACACUCAGUACAGAUGGUGCAGGCAGCAGACAGGCAGCACAAACUAGAGGCCUCACUUACAGACUGUCCCGAAGAUGUCAUAGACCUGGACAUUGAUGACAUGGACACUGACCAUACUGACAGCUCUAUUGCCGAUGUCAAUGCCAGUCUGACGUUGUCAGGGAUGGACCAAAGUGUUUUAUCUGAUUAUAUGACAUCGUCAGUUCAGGUGACAGAUAUUCAAAGAAAGAGGAACGCUCAGCUGAACUGUCAGAGAUAUGCUUUGAGGCUGUUCUGUGAAUUUCACCAAAGUAAGUCAGGUUCUAUGUCUUCCUUAGACACCAUCCCUCAGGAACAACUCGAUGUUAUGCUUAGUGACUUCUAUGCAACAUCUAAGAAAGGAAAUGGGGACGACUUCACCGUCAGUUCCCUCAGAAGUAUCCAAUACUACCUGGAAUCUCAUCUGUUUGAGAACUUCAUCAUGUCCGGGUCAAGGGCAAUAGUGUUCAAGAACUCACGUCAAGCUUUAAGGAAAAGAUGUGAAGAGCUGAGAGUCAAACAGAAGUCCUCACCCAUCAACAAACGGAAUAUGACUUCCUCGGACAUUGACCUCCUGUUUGAAAAAGGGCAGCUGGGAGCAGCGUCUCCUGAUGUUCUGCUCAACACUCUGUGGUUGAUGAAUGUCAUGUGUUUCGGAAUCAAAGGCAGCGAACAUUUUUCUCUCCGAUGGGGAGACAUCAUUCUUAACACUGACAAAGAAGGAAGACAGUUCUUGGAAUAUGCGGGAUCUGGAACUUCUGGGCAGCCAAUCCAUUGUCUCCGAGUGUAUUCACUCCCUCAUUAUCAGUCCCGAUGCUGUGUUCACUUCUUCAAACAAUAUCUAAGCCAUCGUCCAGCAAUAGCACUUCAGCCAGAUGACCCAUUCUACCUCGCCAUCAACAACCAGUAUGAGAGAGUUGGGUCAUGGUAUGUGAAGGAGAAACUGUCCAUGAGCAGACUGUCCUCCACAUGGAGGAAUCUACUAUUUGCUGCAGGACUACCUCCAGAAAGGAAGCCUCCAGUUGGUUACCAGACAGGACUGUUCCUACAGGCAGCACAGCUCCCCAUGUCACUGAAUCGGCACAUGGACAGAACACUGCCAGAGGAGGCUGCACCUGCAGCCAAGUGAUGACUGCUGAAGCCCUGAACUCCCCUAGAUCAAACAGAGAUAUAAACACUGAAAUAUUUUUGUAACAUUCAUCAUCUUGAGACCAGGGAUGACAUCAAGCUUCUUCCAUGGCAAGCCAUCUGACAAGUUGUUAGAAAAUGUAUUUUGGGCAAUUUAUCCUGUUUUCAGUUCACCUGACUGAAUAUGCUGCAAGUCAAGUGAGCUUAUGUUAUGGUAAAGAUGUAAUUUCAUCUCUCCUUCACAUGGCUAUGUUUUACUUCCCCUUCAAAUCAACCAGGCUGAAAUUGAACACUAAUCAUAAUCUGACCAGUCAUAAUGUUGCUGAAGCUGGCAUGAAACAGACAUAAUUGAUACUGAAACAUGGCGACCAUGGCAGCCAUAUUGAAAAUUUGACUUUUUGCUAGUUUCUCGAUAUGUUAGAUAUUAGCCAGGGAUAUUUUGAUAUUUGACCUAGCUACAGGUCAUGGCAGUUAUAUUGCAAAUUUCACAUUCUUAAAAUUUCUACGACUUUUUUAUCUUUGUAUUAGUCAAGAAAAUUUCAGGUGAGCUUCAGAGCCUAAGGUCCUAUUUUAGAUAUUUGAGACAUUUUCAUGCAAACUGUAGUUCAUCUUCUUGUUGUUAGUGUUUGUAUCACUGUUUGCAGUGUUGUAUCAAAACAGUCCAUAUUCCUGUUGGCAUUUUAUUAUCUUGUAUGUGUGUCAUCAUUUUGAUCAUCACAAUCAUUACAAUCAUAUCAAAUGUUGUUUUCUGUGUCAAGAUUUUGUUUUGUAACAGCCUUCAUCUUGAUCAUCAUCAACAUUGUCAUCAUCAUCAUCAUCAUCAACAACCAGAACAUUACACAAUUAACUCCCAAAUGCAAGUAAAAACUCUCCUAUUUAAGAGCAAUCAUGAAUAAUCAAUAGCGGUGAUGGUAAAUAAUUAAUUGAAUUCAUGAAAUGAUACAGUUCAAUUAAUUGAAUAUACCAGUGAAUUGUAACAGCCCUAGAGUGCAGUAAAUGCUUCCCAGUUUGGAGUUUUGUGGAGAUGUUUGAGACAUGUUAUAAUACACCUUGAAAACUCCAUCCUUUAGGAUUGUCUCCCCUUACUUUUUACUGUUAAGGCCCGUGUUUCAUGUGACCGAUAAAUACAUCAUUAAAACAGUCUGCAGUUUAAUAGUGGACUAGUGCUGUGUGUGAAAUUGUAAUUAUUUACCGAUUGUUAGACUUUAUUUAUUACUGAGAUUUACGAUGUUAGUGAUUCCUGUGCUGUGGGUGGUGUUGUGUAUUUGUGUCCUGUCACUGCCAGUAUCCAGAUGGUUCACCUGCACUCACAUUUACGUGUUCUAUGGCAUGACUGUAAAAUGUAUCCACAAACCUAGAACCAGAUCCUACUUGUCUUUUUUAACUGCUCACCAUUUUUGACUUCACUCCAAACUAUUUUGAUGUAUAAAGUUCAUGGAUGUUCGUGAUCAUAAGUUGUUUUUGAGCACUAAAAUCAAACUUCAAUAACAUUUUUUUUCUUUCUUGAGUUACAAAAGACAACUGUAAUACAUAUUGAUGGAUGUUUGUGAUGUCUGUUGAAUAAAUACAACCACUACAAUAUAAAAAGAUGCUCUUGCUCUAGAGGUUUAGCUUCCAAUUUUUUGGUGUGUUAAGUGAAUCUCGUGUGUCAACUUCACUGGUUUAUUAUUUAAACAUUUUAUUCCAAAUGAAAACGAUUGAACCCAAGUUUUCGUAACUAAGUUAGUCCUCUCCCGAAAAAGAAAGACAUUAGCAUGAUUAUCAUCAUAUAAUAUCAUACUUUAAAUGUGUACAGAGCAAAGUGUAUAUACAAACAGAAUAAGUAUAUUAUGGUACAAUUGAAAUAUAUACAAGAUACAAGAACUCUCAAAGAUGUAUAGCAGGAAACAGUGUGUCACAUUAUUUCUUUUAGUUUGAUAUGUAUAUGGACUGUGUGAAACAUUGUAGUUAACAAGAGUAACUUUAUUUUACAAAUUUCAUUUAUGCUCUAAUCAUUACAUUUCUUGCUGUAUGAUAAAGGGGUAUUUAUACCAAUUCUAAUUACCAUAAUUUUACUGAGGGCAUAAAUAGCCAAAUUGUGUAAGCAAAAUAUUAUGCUUUCUUUAAGCAAAGGAGAAAUAUCAAAGAGCACAUUUAGUUUCAAACCUCCAGAUAAGGGCCGUAUUGUCGUAUGUACGGCUAAAAUAUAUGCAUGAUACGGUAGGAAAUAAUUUAGAAAGCAGAUGCGCACCACAGCAAUUGUGUACUGUCUUAGAAUCAUUUACAGAUGUAUUUAUCUGAAAAAGUAUUGUUUUAUUUCUUUGACCUGUUUACACAAGAGUAGCAAUCUUG